Molecule: messenger RNA, 536 nt
Organism: Mizuhopecten yessoensis (Yesso scallop)
Lineage: Eukaryota; Metazoa; Mollusca; Bivalvia; Pectinida; Pectinidae
Exons: 2
Coding region: 39-536 (165 amino acids)
Source: RefSeq, a predicted model, not a curated record
UCGUCCUAGUGCCAGGGUGUUAUUCCAAAAAAUGUUACAUGCGCCGAAUGUAUGCGCCCCUGGUUCAUCCCAGUGAAACCUUUUUGAAACGUUUGUCGACCUUUAAAAAUGGUGAAGUGGUGAAACACCUAAACAUGACACACCGAUCAAACGUGACAAAGAUGUACAAGCGAGGAGGCGGCGAAGCGUGCGCUGUUGUUGGGUGCUCCCACAACCGUAAAAAAUACAUGUUUGGAAAAAGGCGAUGUGCGAGGGUCGGAAUUAUUCACGAAGACUGUCCGUGUUGUGUUCCAUAUAGCCUACACAAAUUACCCUCGGACGAGGAAGUGAAGCGGGAAUGGGUGGCGGCCCUACAUCGGAAAGAUCUUCCAAAGAAUGUGUGUGUGUGCUCUCAACAUUUCAUCGAUGGCCGCCCGACAGAGCAAAACCCAGCUCCAAAGAUUAACCUUGGUUAUGACACACCUGUGAAGAUGGGACGGAGAACGGUAAAGAGGAAGUUCAAUGAUGUACAGGAUUCAGAUGCAGGAUAUAGGUAA